GAGGCAGCUGAAGUUAUUCCAAGAAAUCGCUCGAAGUUUGCUAAUAAAAGGAAGUGGCAUUUCUCUGCUGCCUCUAGGCUGGGUUUCUGGGAGUGCACACGGCCAAAAGGAAAUUGUGUACUCAGAUUUGGGAGAUGAUUAUGUGCCGGGCUCCCGUGCAGGCUGGCUGGGUGUCCUGGCAGUGUUGGACAAGGGCGUGCACGGGCCGUGUGCAAAGAUUCCCAGUGCCGAAUGCAGUGUGAUGAGUAAGAGGGUGCCAAUUGGUUGGAAGGGUGUAGAUAAACAAGAGCAAAUAUAUAUACAGUGGUGUGCAGCCUGCCCAAGUUCCUGAAGCUUGCUGCCAGGCUGAAGACCUGACUGGCAGUCUCACUAGGGCUGGCUUAGGAGCAGAGGGAAAUCUACAGGACUGAACACAGAUGGAGACUUCCCUCCUGCCGAUUGGGAGGACACUUUUUAAAGCAUUUCCUUCUGACAUGACCCAAUAGUCUGGUGAAGGGGGACCACUCUCGUGGGGGGUGAAGGUGUGACUGUGGACAUGGCGAUGGAGAAAACUGGGAAUGAGAUGCAGAUGCCGGGAAGCCUGGCCACUCUGAGUGACCCACAGGUGACCCUGCUGGCUGUGCACAAGCGGUGGUCCUUCAGGAAGAGCCUUGGGGCCAAGGGCUCCACCAGGCCAGUAACUUCAGAGGAAGAAGGCUCUCCCCCAUCAGAGGAGGGAGACUUUUCACUGGAGGUUAUGAAUGGAAAACGGGGAAUCAGUUCCAAUCAGAUCCUCUCUAAACUAUCUUUAUCUGCUCAUGCCCGGGAUCCAGCCAUGAAGCAGACGUUCGCCUUCGACAAUGUUGGCUACGAGGAUGGUCUUGAUGGCGUGUGCGCUUCCCCGAAGGCCACCAGCACCGUCAGCAUUUUGGGCAUGACUUGUCAGUCCUGUGUGAAGGCGAUCGAGGACAGGAUUUCCAGUUUGAAAGGCAUUGUGAGCAUUAAGGUUUCUUUAGAACAAAGUAGCGCUAUAGUGAAAUACGUGCCUUCGCUCAUGAGCCUGCAACAGGUUUGCCAUCAAAUUGAGGACAUGGGCUUCGAGGCCAGCAUUGCAGAAGGAAAGGCUGCCUCCUGGCCCGCAAGGUCCUCACAUGCCCUGGAGGCUGUGGUCAAGCUGCGGGUGGAGGGCAUGACUUGCCAGUCCUGUGUCACCUCUAUAGAAGGCAAGAUUGGGAAACUGCAAGGAGUAGUGAGGGUCAAGGUCUCACUCAGCAACCAAGAGGCAGUCAUCACUUACCAGCCUUAUCUUAUUCAACCUCAAGACCUCAGGGAUCACGUCCGCAACAUGGGGUUUGAAGCUGUCAUCAAGAACAAAGGCGCGCCCGUGAACCUGGGGCCAAUCGACAUUGAGCUCUUACAGGGCACAAACCCAAAGACAUCUCUAGCUUUUGUGAACCAGAAUGCCAGUAACUCUAAGACCUCAGGGCACCAAGCCAGCCAUGCGGUCACCCUGAGAGUAGAGGGAAUGCACUGUAGGUCUUGUGUCGUGAAUAUUGAAGAAAAUAUAGGCCAACUCCCAGGAGUUCAAAAUAUUCAAGUGUCCCUGGAGAACAGCACUGCCCAAGUACAGUACGACCCUUCUCGUGUCUCACCAGGGGCCCUGCAGAGGGCCAUCGAGGCUCUUCCACCUGGCAACUUUAAAGUUUCUCUUCCUGGUGGAGCAGAAGGAAGUGGGACAGAGAGCAGGUCUUCACGGCACUCCCCCGGCCCCUCCCAUGGGACACAGAUGCCAGACAUGUACUGUACGGCGAUGCUUGCCAUUGCUGGCAUGACCUGUGCGUCCUGCGUGCACUCCAUCGAAGGUGCCAUCUCCCAGAAGAAAGGUGUGCAGCACAUAUCAGUCUCCUUGGCCCAAGGGACUGGAACUGUUCUCUAUGACCCCUGUAUAAUUAACCCAGAAGAGCUCCGAGCUGCUGUGGAAGACAUGGGAUUUGAGGCUUCAGUCAUUUCUGAAAACCGCCCUGGCAGCCAUGUUGGAAACCCCUGUGUGGAGAGUGCCAGGGUGCCAACUGCAGCUGAUGCCCUUGGAUCUGUGCAGGAAAUGCCUCUCCAGGCUGGGGGACUCCCUGAAAAUUUCGGCUCUUCCAGAUCCCCACAAGUCUCCAAAACGGUGGUACCACAGAAGUGCUUUUUACAGAUCACGGGCAUGACCUGUGCAUCCUGUGUGUCUAACAUAGAGAGAAGCCUGCAGAAAGAAGCUGGUAUUCUCUCCGUGCUGGUUGCCUUAAUGGCUGGAAAGGCAGAGGUUAAGUAUAAUCCAGAAGUCAUCCAGCCACUCGAGAUAGCUCAGCUCAUCCAGGACUUGGGCUUUGAUGCAUCAGUAAUGGAAGACUACGCAGGCUCCGAUGGCGACCUCGAGCUGAUUAUCACCGGGAUGACCUGUGCUUCCUGUGUUCACAACAUAGAGUCCAAGCUCACAAGGACUGAUGGAAUCACCUACGCCUCCGUGGCCCUUGCCACCAGCAAAGCCCAUGUGAAGUUUGAUCCUGAAAUUAUUGGUCCACGGGAUAUUGUAAAAAUUAUUGAGGAAAUCGGCUUUCAUGCUUCCCCGGCCCAGAGAAACCCCAACGCUCAUCAUUUGGACCACAAGGUGGAAAUAAAGCAGUGGAAGAAGUCUUUCCUGUGCAGCCUGGUGUUUGGCAUCCCUGUUAUGGGUUUAAUGAUCUAUAUGUUGAUACCCAACAGCCAGCCCCAUGAAUCUAUGAUCCUGGACCACAACAUCAUUCCAGGACUCUCCAUUCUAAAUCUUAUCUUCUUUAUUUUGUGUACCUUUGUCCAGUUCCUCGGUGGGUGGUACUUCUACGUCCAGGCCUACAAAUCUCUGAAACAUAGGACAGCCAACAUGGAUGUGCUGAUUGUGCUGGCCACAAGCAUCGCCUAUGUAUAUUCCCUCAUCAUCCUGGUGGUGGCCAUAGCUGAGAAGGCUGAGAGGAGCCCCGUGACCUUCUUUGACACGCCUCCCAUGCUCUUCGUGUUCAUUGCCCUGGGGCGUUGGCUGGAACACGUGGCAAAGAGCAAAACCUCAGAAGCACUUGCCAAACUCAUGUCUCUCCAAGCCACAGAAGCCACGGUUGUGACCCUUGGUGAGGACAACUUAAUCAUCAGAGAGGAGCAAGUGCCCAUGGAACUGGUGCAGCGGGGUGAUAUCAUCAAAGUUGUCCCUGGGGGAAAGUUUCCAGUGGAUGGGAAAGUGCUGGAAGGCAACACUAUGGCUGAUGAGUCCCUCAUCACAGGAGAAGCCAUGCCCGUCACUAAGAAGCCCGGGAGCACAGUCAUUGCAGGGUCCAUAAAUGCACAUGGCUCUGUGCUCAUUAAUGCCACCCAUGUGGGCAAUGAUACCACUUUGGCUCAGAUUGUGAAACUGGUGGAAGAGGCUCAGAUGUCAAAGGCACCUAUUCAGCAACUGGCUGACCGGUUUAGUGGAUAUUUUGUCCCAUUUAUCAUCAUCAUUUCAACUUUGACAUUGGUGGUAUGGAUUAUAAUCGGCUUUAUCGAUUUUGAUGUUGUUCGGAAAUACUUUCCUAUCCCUAACAAGCAUAUCUCCCAGGCAGAGGUGAUCAUCCGGUUUGCAUUCCAGACGUCCAUCACAGUACUGUGUAUUGCCUGCCCCUGCUCUCUGGGCUUGGCCACACCCACGGCAGUCAUGGUGGGCACUGGGGUGGCCGCCCAAAAUGGCAUCCUCAUCAAGGGAGGCAAGCCCCUGGAGAUGGCCCACAAGAUAAAGACGGUGAUGUUUGACAAAACUGGCACCAUUACCCAUGGGGUCCCCAGAGUCAUGCGGGUCCUCCUGCUUGUGGACAUGGCCACACUGCCCCUCAGGAAGGUGCUUGCUGUAGUGGGGACGGCUGAAGCUAGCAGUGAGCACCCCUUGGGUGUUGCAGUCACCAAAUACUGUAAAGAGGAACUCGGGACAGAGACUUUGGGAUACUGCACAGAUUUCCAGUCAGUGCCAGGCUGUGGAAUUGGCUGUAAAGUUAGCAGCGUGGAAGGCAUCCUGGCCCACAGCGAGCACCCGCUGGGCGAGCGGCCCACUCACCUGAACGGGGUUGGCAGUGUUCCUGCGGAAACAGAUGUGGCCCCCCAUACCUUCUCCGUGCUGAUUGGAAACCGCGAAUGGAUGAGGCGCAAUGGCUUAACCAUUUCUAGCGACAUCAGCGACACUAUGGCCGAUCACGAGAUGAAAGGCCAGACGGCCAUCCUGGUGGCUAUUGAUGGUGUGCUCUGUGCCAUGAUCGCCAUCUCAGAUGCUGUCAAACCGGAAGCUGCCCUGGCUGUGCACACGCUGAAGAGCAUGGGUGUGGAUGUGGUUCUUAUCACGGGGGACAACCGGAAGACAGCCAGAGCCAUUGCCACACAGGUUGGCAUCAACAAAGUCUUUGCAGAGGUGCUGCCUUCUCACAAGGUGGCCAAGGUCCAGGAACUGCAGAACGCAGGGAAGAAAGUCGCCAUGGUGGGAGACGGAGUCAACGACUCCCCGGCCUUAGCCCGGGCCGACGUGGGCAUUGCCAUCGGGACAGGCACAGAUGUCGCCAUCGAGGCAGCUGAUGUCGUCCUCAUCAGAAAUGAUCUGCUCGACGUGGUGGCGAGCAUUCACCUCUCCAAGAGGACCGUCUGGAGGAUCCGCCUCAACCUGGUCCUGGCGCUGAUCUACAACCUGGUGGGGAUACCCAUUGCGGCAGGUGUCUUCAUGCCCAUUGGUAUCGUGCUGCAGCCGUGGAUGGGCUCAGCGGCCAUGGCGGCCUCCUCUGUGUCUGUGGUCCUCUCAUCGCUGCAGCUCAAGUGCUACAGGAAGCCUGACCAGGAGAGGUAUGAGGCCCAGGCCCACGGCCGCAUGAAGCCCCUGACUGCAUCCCAGGUCAGCGUGCACAUUGGCAUGGAUGACCGGCGCCGGGACUCCCCUGGGGCCACGGCCUGGGACCAGGUCAGCUACAUCAGCCAGGUGUCACUGUCUUCCCUGAGGUCUGACAAACUGUCUCGGCACACCACCAUGGCUGAUGAUAGUGGGGACAAGUGGUCUCUGCUGCUGAAUGACAGGGAUGAGGAGCAGUGCAUCUGAAACCCCAGGCAGAUGCAGGCUUCUCCUAGCUGAGCAGCAGCCAGGCCCUCCCCAUGGAUGAUGUUCACGCCAUGCAAGUGCAAUCCCAGUGAGCAGCCUGAAGGUGGGCAGAGUCCCUCUUCAGCCAGGACUCCACUCCCUGGCUAUUCCCGGUCAUCCCUCUGCAGUGCCUGGCCUCAUCCAGAUGUGGCUCCUGGGUGAGACCUCCCUGCUCGGAUACCUUUUGGCACCAGCAUCAGACAUCCUGGCCCUCUUGUGCCAUUGGCAUGAGCUUGUUGGAAGCCUUGAUGGACUAUGGAAGAGGAGAGGAGUCAACCCUCCUCACAGACCUCUGCUUUAGUAUUAGGGGUGAUUACAUGUGAAAUGAAAAUCUCAUCGGGACCAAAAACUUCACUGGGCCUUUCUAUAGAACUCAUCAAAGAAACCUCAGUGUUGGGCUCAGUGUUGGGCUCUUUCUGAUGAUGCCCAUAUGCAUUACGUAUCUGAGACCACGGUUUACCUCAAGUGCACCUGUUGUUUUCUGCGGGCACAAUCUCUUCCUUUUGUGUCCGUGAUACUGGGGAUCCCUGUCGUCUUUGAGGGCAGGACUGAUGCCUCAUGUCCCUGCUGCUUUCUGAGGCCCUUCUCCCAGGGCGCUCGUGUGUGUGCUGCUGUCUGAAUCUGCUCACUCACACACCCAGCCACAGACCUUGCCACGCUGCUCUCCCAGUUGAUGAGUGUUCUUGCUUAUGUGCCACUUCUCCCUUCUCCGUGAGGCAUAGCUGCUUACUGCACAGAAUGGAGGGCUGCUGCUCCUUCACGCUGCCCACUUGGAGUGAGCAUCUCAGAACCUGAGACUUGAGAGUCCAGAAUCUGGCCUCCUGUGGGUCCAAGUGCUUGGGCCCAGGAGGCCUGUGGUGCUUGAAACAGGUGCCCCUUGGGGAAGGCGUGUGAUGCAGGAGCCUCCAUGUGGCUCUAGGAGCUUAGAUCACAUGGUCUGUUGUGUGACUGUCACCUUGUAGAGUCCAGUGGUGCCCCUUGUAUGGUGCCACUCCAGGGGGACAAUGGUACCCGAAUCACAGGCCCCUCUGGGAACCUCCACAUCUUCAUACUGAGCUGGCGUCUUAGAAGAGGAGCAGCCACAGUGUCCUAAAGGAAAGUCUAUUUCUAAUUUUCAUUGUGAUUGGCAUUGGAGGGGCUGGACUGGGCCAGUUUUAGACUCGGAAAUCAGUAGUAAUUGACAGACCACAGUGAGUAGACUAUAGAAUCUGAAUAAAUUCUUGGGUAAAGUCACACAUACAAAAUAAUCUUAGUUAUCUAUUAUCAGUUAUUUUCCAGGGACAUUGUCAGCACUUUCUGUAAGUUGCCACUACUCCUCCCAGCAAACCAGCAAAGUAGACAUUACUGUCCUUGUUCAGCAGGCAGUGACACAGGCUCGGGUCCUGCCUAGGUCACACAGCCACUGCGCAUGCCAGAACAAGGCUCAGAAUCUAUGGCUGUGGGCUUUGUAGUCUUUUCUCUAUCUCUGCUGCCACCUCGAAUAGCAGUUUGCUUGAUAAGAAAAAACAAGAGAAAGACCCCUGCUCCUAGAAGGACACAUCUGCCAGGACAGAGUCAUCCAAGUUUCACUGACAGUGAAACUUGACCAGCCAGUCAUCUCACCUUCCCCCUAGCUGAUUUGUUUCCAUUUUUGCAUAUAGUUUAGUUUUUGCUGGGUCUUACUCAUCUGGUAAAACUCAAGUGCAGGGGUUUGUGUGUUAUUGCUUUCAAUCUCCUUUUCCCUCUCCUGCCCUUUCUGCUCCCUGUCCUGUUGUCUGCUCUUUAUUCUCAGAUGUCUCGGGAAUGUUCCUUGUUUUCUAACGAGGCUAAUCAUUGUCUAAAGAAUCUAAUUGUAUUGAUUUUUCAAGAAGCUUUUAGGACCAUAAGCAUGUUUAUGUGAAUAUGAAAAUAUUUAUAUAAUUGUACAGAAAAUAACCUGUUAGAUGUUCAAAGUGUAAGAAAUCUAUUUUGGUCAGAUAAGAGUAAUUCUUACUUCAAGAACGUUCCAUACUCUAUUAGAAUAAAGUUUCUU
Talpa occidentalis (Iberian mole) is the source of this 7145-nucleotide messenger RNA. It is a transcript of the gene ATP7B, whose product is annotated as ATPase copper transporting beta. Gene Ontology annotation, molecular function: copper ion binding; ATP binding; P-type divalent copper transporter activity. The transcript is spliced from 21 exons. The record is from RefSeq and is a predicted model, not a curated record. Bases 536 to 5095 code for a protein of 1519 amino acids. Gene Ontology annotation, biological process: monoatomic cation transport; copper ion homeostasis. Gene Ontology annotation, cellular component: trans-Golgi network; perinuclear region of cytoplasm; membrane. NCBI's taxonomy places the organism in Eukaryota, Metazoa, Chordata, Mammalia, Eulipotyphla, Talpidae.